Emys orbicularis (European pond turtle) is the source of this 3072-nucleotide messenger RNA. RefSeq names its product KIAA0753 ortholog. NCBI's taxonomy places the organism in Eukaryota, Metazoa, Chordata, Testudines, Emydidae. The record is from RefSeq and is a predicted model, not a curated record. The transcript has 20 exons. Gene Ontology annotation, cellular component: centriolar satellite. Gene Ontology annotation, biological process: centriole replication; protein localization to centrosome. Bases 289 to 3072 code for a protein of 927 amino acids.
GCGAUAGCGGCGGCGGUUGUUAUGGGGCGAGUUUGAACCGCAGCGCUUCACCAAGUCCCCCGCUGCGGGGACCCUCAGCUCCAGCUGGAAGUAAUUGCUGCCAGCUGCUUGGGAGUGUGAAAGAAGAAUGUAAGCUGUAUCUAGUACAUCAGAAAAUGUGAAUAUAUCCCCCACUUUGCUUCCAGCCUGUACCACUACAAAAAGCAUGUUCUCAAAAUUACUUCCACAACAGAGGCCAAUUUACAGGUGACUGUGGAUUUUUAGUAUCCUUAUAUUCUAUUCAAUGUGAUGGGACCAAGCAAACCAGCCACAUUCUAUGAUCCAUUUGCAUCCAGUAUCCAAGCAGAAAAGAAUGAAGCGAGGACUCUCCAGACACAGCUCCAGUUUAAUAGGAACGUUCCUGCAGCUCCAGAGAACUUAGCUGUCAGAUUCUCCAGCCCUCGUCCAAUUAUAAUAGAAAAGCUGAAGCCACCUGAUGGUCAGAGAGAUCUAGGUGGUGGUGAUGACACCAAUUUAAGAAGUUCUGUCACAUUUUCAGUCAUAUCUGAAGAGAAACUAAAAUUGGCCAUCCAGUUAGCCAAAAGGGAUGUAAAACGAAGACACCUGGAAGAACAAGUGAAAGAAGCUGAAAAUAAAUCAGUGUUCCCCCAGACAUCUGAGCAGUGUAAGAGUGAAGUAUCUGAAAAUCCUGCAGAGAGGAGUACAUCAAAGUCUCGGACAUGCUUGAAAUAUCAUCAGCAACUUGGUCAACCCUCCAAAAUGGAGAUUACCAACUCUGGUGCAAAAGUGUAUCUCUACACUCCAAAUCAGGGCAAGUUAAAGCCACCUGUUUCAGAUUCUCCGCCCACCCAUGAUCCAGGACCAGGGCCCAAGCCAAGACUGAAAAAAAUUGAAGAUAAAAGUACACAGGAAGUCAGACGACUGCAAAAAGAACUGAGAUGUUGCAUCCAGAAAAUUGAAGAACUGGCUAAAAAAGAGAGAUGUGAAGAAAUCUUGGAUCCUGAUGAAGAGCGACGAGUUCGCAUUAGGAGGCAGGAGCAAGCUGCGCGGUCUGCUCGGAUGCUGUAUGUCCUCCAGCAACAGGUAAAAGAAAUUCAGGAAGACUUGGAGAAGCUGAGUCCUCAUAAAAUCAAACACACGAAGAAGUCUCGAGCCAUGUCCAGAGUGGCAGCUGCCCACAGAGGAGCCAUUCGUGCCUUGCAGGUGUUUGCCACUCAAUUUACUGAUCAAUCAGAGCAGCAGGUUCCUGCCCAUUACAAGGAGUUGGGCAAUCUCAUUCGACAACUCUCUCUAUGUUCUGCCAAAUUAGAAAUGGAUUCUUCUGUUCCUGACAUCAUCAUAGACAUUCUGCUACAAAUUGAGGAUUUGGAUUCUCUGCUGGAGAAGAAACGAUCACCCAAAAAAGUGAAGAAAUGUCUCUCGGCAUCUCAGGGUAAAUCUCCAAUGAGCAGCGAGAUGUUUCCAGCCAGAGAGCAGAUUGCAUCUCCAAAAAAUGAGAAGAAACCACCCAUCUCAAAGGAGCGACUUGGACAAGAACAGAAAAAACCUUCAGUAGCUAGGAAACUCCUGACUGAUGAAGAUCAACAGGUUGCAAAUAUUCCAUUGGCACAGAAGCUAAGCAGUCAUGCUGAUUUAUCAGAUCAAGAAUUCCAGCAAGAGCACGACCCACACACCUCAGACAGAUAUGCAGUUUUAAAAACAAGUCAGGAUGCAUUGAUGAGAGCUGGAGCUGUGAAAAAAGCCCCUGUGCUUGAAAGUGGACCUUUGAAGAAGAAAGGUGUAUUAUUACCUGCCAAACAACAGGGAAUCCGUAAGCUUCCAAGAUCGAGACCUGUGCAGCCUCAGGCAAAGCAUGCCCGGUUUCAAGAGACCACUGUAGCUUUCAGGCUAAAAGAGAGCAAACCACUUGUUAAGGAGAGUAGAAUACCGUGGGUACCUCCAAAUCCUACAUCCCCACCUGCUUCACCUAAACGUGCUCCUUGGGGAUACAUGAAUGCUAGUCCCAAAGCUUCCAGCAGAGAACAGUCAGCUUUGCAGAAAGAGGGAACCGAAGAAGAAAGAUUAGGAGCCAUUGAAAAAGAAGCUCUCAGACUAGCUUGGCUUGAUGCAGAAACUUCAAGAAGAACGAAGGAACUAACGGAAUUUAGUAGAGAAGAAAUGGAGAAAAUACAAAAAUUGAGGUUAGAAGGUGCUUCUCCUACACAGCUGGCAGACAAGGUGGAGAAAGCAGUUCGGGAGCGUUUGGAACCUCUCUUGGAUAAAGCACAGAAAGUCAAUCUUUCUUUGGAAACAAACACUCGUUUGAAGGAUUCUUCGUUUAUAAACAAACUGUCAUCCCAGGCUGCUGAAAAAGCUGCAUCCAAUGCAGAUAUGCUGAGUGAGAAGUUAUUGGAUGAUCUUUUGGAAGAUACAGCUCAGGAACUCUGGAAUAUGGAGCAACACAAGAAGAUGCAAGCUGAGGCUGUAGCCAUGCAUGACAGUCCUAGUCUGGAAACAAUGCUGCAAAGAAUGGAAGAAAUCGAAAGAUACCAAGAUGCGGUUCGCAGGAGAUUUAAUCAGAUUGUCUAUGCUGAUUCGGAGUUCUGGGCACAGGAAGAGAAAAGGGAAAGAGAGAGUGCAUCAAUAGAGAAAAGGCCUGUGUCUCCUCAUCCAAUCCAAAUAACCAAAUUGAUAGGACACAAAGAGUCACAAGUGGAUAUUGUAUUUGAAAGACCUUUCGAUGGAAAUGCUAUUGAAGAAGAUGGGGAGGUGGAAGAGAAAUUGGAGACUGGAAAUGACAUUUGGCAGCCCUUGACUCGCAAUAUAUCUCAGCAGAAGGAGCGCUGCGUUUUUCUCUCUGUUCCAAAGCGCAUGCUCCAGAACAUCCUUGAUUAUAACAAUAGAUAUGAGCAGCACCUGAAACUUAUUUCUCAUGAGGCAGUAGGGCACUUCAAUCCAUGGCGCAUUGCUGAGAGCCUUGCAGAAGAACUGACAGAAGAAGCCUUAUGUGAUGUGGCAGCAGAGCUGCAGGAUGUAUGUGAGGAUUAUGCAGAAGCCGUGUUCACUUCUGAGUUCUUGCAGCCCACAGAGUAA